GUGGCUCUAUGUAUCGAAGGUGUGUGUGGAUCUAAUUUCGAUAUUCAAAAGGUAGAAUCUCAAAACGUCAUCCUACCCCUCAGACUAUGUGAGGUACUUUAUCAGAUGGCGUCCCAGCAACAUCCUUUUCAUCUGAAACCAUUUCAGUUUUUUUUUUCUUGGCAAAAACCAAAAAUCGUUUUUUAUGGAGACGUGCAAUCAUCUCUGCUGCCUCCUUUAUACCAAGCAUAUAUUUUUCAAAUCAUUCAGAUUGAUAGGAAGAAACAGUCUCUGAAAGAGGGCGGUGAAUAUGAGGAUUCGGCCCUGCUUUUGAAAACCCAUCCGGGGUGUUACCCUGAAAAAAAUGCUUCAUUUUCAAAAUUUAUCACCGAGGUCUCUUCGAGAAAACACCACAUCUGGCCACAAAAACUUCAUCCACGGGACUUGCCUGGACCUCUAUAUGCUCUGUCAUUUUUCGUUUUCAAAAGUCUGAAUUUAGAGCCUGAAAUGGUUGCGCCCACCAUCAAUACCGACAUCAAGUGGAAACUACAAGUCUUGGAGAAGAAAUCUAACCUCCGAUAG
Messenger RNA from Cylicostephanus goldi, 561 nucleotides. The record is from the annotation of a GenBank genome assembly. NCBI's taxonomy places the organism in Eukaryota, Metazoa, Nematoda, Chromadorea, Rhabditida, Strongylidae.